This is a messenger RNA of Populus trichocarpa (black cottonwood), 1473 nucleotides long. Its product is annotated as UPF0481 protein At3g47200. The record is from RefSeq and is a predicted model, not a curated record. The transcript has a single exon. Lineage: Eukaryota; Viridiplantae; Streptophyta; Magnoliopsida; Malpighiales; Salicaceae. Bases 1 to 1473 code for a protein of 490 amino acids.
AUGGGUGACCGAGGUUCAGCAAGCACUUCCAAUGAUAUUGAAAAUCUUUGCAAAGUGCUUUUGAAUGAAGUUUCAGAUAGCAUGGAAACUACCUUGCGGAAAGAGACAUGUAUCUACAAUGUUCCGGCAAACAUUCCUCAAUCAAAAAGAGCUGCCUAUACCCCUCAGGUAAUUUGUAUCGGCCCAAUUCAUCACAAGAAUGAAAAUGAACUGAAACGAAGAUAUGUCAACCAAUUCUUUAGCAGACUGCGUGGGGGAAAAUGGGAACCAUUUCAGGAGGAACUUGCGAACACCGUUAAAAAAUGUGCAGCUGAAAUCAGCCAUUAUUAUGAAGAUGAUUCAUUAGAGCUUUUCAAGGAUCCAAAAGAGCUUUUGAAGAUGAUUGUAUGGGAUGCUGCAUUCAUCUUAGAGCUCUUCUUGAAGACUGGAGAAUAUAAGAAAUAUAAAAACUCACCUGAAAAAACUUCUCAAGAUGACGACAGAUAUAAUUACGAUUAUAUAAUAGGUAAACCCUGGCUGACAGAUGCUAUUCAACGGGACCUGAUAUUGCUCGAAAACCAGCUGCCGUUCUGUAUUCUUGAUGAAUUAUAUAAAAUUGCAGCCAAAUACAUUAAACCCGAUUGCUCUUGUUCCCAAUGUAUUCGGUUCCAUGUACCAGAUUGUGAUUGUUUCCGAUGUAAUCAGGACCCUAAACCCGAUUGCUCUUGUUUCCAAUGUAUUCGGCUCUAUAAACCCGGGCAUAAUCGGGACCAUAAACCCGAUUGCAUUUGUUUCCUGGAACUUUCUUGCAAGUACUUUGAGAAGUACAACAAGAAAAAAACCAAUCCUCCGAAAAUAUUACAUUUCACUGAUUUGGUUAGGUUUUUCUUGUCCUCCAAACACCCAGAGACAAUGUAUAACGACCCCAUCACCAAUUGUGAUAUCACAGCAACUAGGCUGGAAGAAGCAGGGAUGAAGUUCAAACCACCAUCGGGAGAUGAAUGCUUACUUAACAUAAAAGCAUGGAGUGGAGACUCGGGAGGUAAUUCUAUCAAGAAAGGUGAGUUAGAUGUUCCACUCCUUGUGAUUGAUGAUAAUACUGAAUGUCUGUUACGAAACCUUAUGGCGCUAGAGCAAUGUCAUUUUCCCAAGGAGGCGUACAUCUGCCAGUAUGUCAAAUUCUUGGAUUUGCUUGUGGAUACUGCCGAAGAUGCAGACUUGCUGAUUAAAAGUAAAGUUAUUAUUAAUAGCCUUGGAAAAAGUGCAGAUGUGGCUGAGCUGAUUAACGAACUUUGCAAGGGAAUCGUAGAAGUCUCUUCGUGUUAUAGCAAUAUCGCCACAUAUUUAGAUGCUUACUAUAACAACCGGUAUAACAAGAGCAAGGCCUUCCUCAGAAGACAGUAUUUCAGGAAUGUUUGGAUAGGCACCGGAACUGUUGUUGGAUUGUUCGUGCUGUUCAUCACUUUGCAAGACUUUGUUCGAUCUUUUCUUUAG